AUGGCAGAAAAUUUCGUUACAGGAAUUGUUACUCGGGUUGACAAGGAGUCGAAAAUUGGUUAUGUUUGGACAGUAGGAGUAGUUCGUGAGAGAGAGUUCGAACUCUUAGGCAAUUUAAGUGAGGUUAAAGUUGGUGAUUGGGUAAAGUUUCUGGAUAAAGGGACGGUACUAGCUUGUAUGUCAGUGAUUAGGCCUCUUUUGAAAACAGAAGUUUUUCAGCGAACUGAUGAGGCUUCUCAACAAGUUCAAGAAGGUGUAAAAGUAUAUACGCAGCUUAUUUUCCCUUCUGCUGGGUCAGGACCGAAACAGGAAUACGAACAAGCCGUGCAUAGUGUGGAUUUUGGUAAGGUUGGAAAUUUUGCCAGGAAGGGACUGUCGGAAAAGAACAAAAUAGAAUAUAACGUCUUCUAUAAGGGGUUUGUUACCAGAUUGCCUUUCACCCCGAAAUCUGAUGAGAUCAUUAAACAUUUUGGAACUGUGUGGGCUCUUCCACCACAGCUUUUAGAGAGGGUCCCCGAUGGUGAAACACCGGCUUCCUGGCCAUUUAGUGCUUCGACGAGUAAACCUCCUACUGGUAUUGGAAGGCUAAUCAAAAAUAAGGUGUGUACUGAUGAUGAGAGCUCUUCAAACGGGUGUGGGAUGAGAGGUUACGAAAAGGAAAAUAUUUGUCCAGAUUUACUUUCAAAUAACAUUUUAAAUGGAGUUAAUCACGCAGAAUUUGACAGUGCUGUAAAUGACUAUGGGGAUGGUGGGUCAGGAACCGUGAAGUCGACUGGGAUCGUUAUCCGCUGUUGUGAUCAGUACUAUGUGGUUUGGGGUAAAGACCAUGGAUGUGUGCUUGUGACACUUGGCGAGAAGAUGAAAAACGGGUUAAGUCUGCGGCAGGGUCAGUGGGUGGAAUACGCGUGUUUCAGUGACAAUGUAGGGUCCUCUUAUCGCUAUACAGCUUAUGAAUGUGUUCCUACCGAAGUUCCUGACACUUGUUCUGUUUCUGAAGAUAAUCGCUUAACGGUUAACACAAAUAUAUUCAAAAGCCAGACUCCACCUGACUUUGAAAAAAUUCUUCCACAAUACACAUUGUAUGAAUCAGUUUAUCUUGGAAGCAUAAAGGUUAAUAAAGCGACUGCUGAAAUCUUAAAUCAUAUAGGAACGGCUCUUGAAGUCAAUGAGCUUGAGAAAUUGGAGUUUCCUGUGCGCAAAGAUGGGCCUGUGGCAGGUGAAAACAGUGGAUUUCCGGAACAGAAAGCGAAGGAUGAGAUAGUGGCAAGUAUCGUGCGUGAUUGCUAUGAACCUGAUUUUCUUCAACGGAAAAAGCCUCUUAGCAUGGCGAUUUUUUUGUAUUGUACAGGAGGUUACGGUUUUUUGUUCAACGCUACUAGAGGGGUUGUUGCAGUACGGCCGGAACAUAUUGGUUCUCUUACCCCUGGAAUUUGGGUAAGUACGGAAAUAAUUCGUAUAAAGGAUUCUUCUGGGGAAGCUUGUCGUUAUGUCACUGUCUCACCUCUAAAAAAAAUUGAUGACGUUCGGCCAAUUCGUGUGCGUGGAGGUGGUGUCCAGGUACAAGUGAUUACCGAACCUGGCGGAAAACAGGAGGUGUUUGGUGGUUGUACCUAUAUAAUUCGUCGAUGUGAAGUGGGAGACAUCCGCAUUCCUUUUGAGAAGAUCAGGACUACAGAUAGAGAGAAACGACUGAGUGUAUGGGCUUCAUUUUCGGAGAAUGGCUUUUGGGAAGUUGAUUUAGAAGAAGACCUUUGGGAAGUGAAAAAGAAAGGAGCAGAAAGUGAGUUAUUGCAAACACUUGGUACGAGUAACACAAAGGUUAUUACUGAACCAGUACCCUCCGGAGUGAAGGAGAGACAGAGUUGUAUUGGUUUGCAGCGACCCAAUUCAGAAAAUGGGUUACUUGAUGGUUCUGCAGUUGUUAGUGAAAAGGAACUUCAAGAACCGUUAAUUAAUUUUGACAACUGUACCUCAAUUAAACGUGUCUCUAUUUGCACUUUGACUCAUCCGGUCUUACAGAUCACGUUUUUCUCUGCAUUACGCGACAUUUUAAAAGAUGAGGAAAUAAAAGGACUAAUAAGGCAGAAAGGCCUGUCUAAUGAACUGGACUUUAUUCUGAAGCAAAUUGACUAUGCAUAA
Enterobius vermicularis (human pinworm) is the source of this 2139-nucleotide messenger RNA. Lineage: Eukaryota; Metazoa; Nematoda; Chromadorea; Rhabditida; Oxyuridae. The record is from the annotation of a GenBank genome assembly.